Molecule: messenger RNA, 3534 nt
Organism: Lynx canadensis (Canada lynx)
Lineage: Eukaryota; Metazoa; Chordata; Mammalia; Carnivora; Felidae
Gene: RAG1
Product: recombination activating 1
Exons: 1
Coding region: 1-3132 (1043 amino acids)
Biological process (GO): adaptive immune response; V(D)J recombination; pre-B cell allelic exclusion
Cellular component (GO): nucleus; DNA recombinase complex; endodeoxyribonuclease complex
Molecular function (GO): metal ion binding; sequence-specific DNA binding; ubiquitin protein ligase activity
Source: RefSeq, a predicted model, not a curated record
AUGGCUGUCUCUUUGCCACCCGCCCUGGGACUCAGUUCCGCCCCAGAUGAAAUUCAGCACCCGCAUAUGAAAUUUUCAGAAUGGAAAUUUAAGCUCUUCAGGGUGAGAUCUUUUGAAAAGGCACCUGAAGAAGCUCAAAUAGAAAAGAAAAUUUCCUCCGAGGGGAAACCCUCUCUGGAGCAAUCUCCAGCAAUCCUGGAUGAGGCUGAUGGUCAGAAGCCAGCCCUGAGUCAACCGGCAUUAAAAGCUCACCCUACGUUUUCAAAGAAAUCCCAUGAUGAUGGGAAAGCAGGAGACAAAGCAAUCCACCAAGCCAACCUUCGCCAUCUCUGCCGUAUCUGUGGGAAUUCUUUUAAAACUCAUGGGCACAAUAGGAGCUAUCCAGUCCAUGGGCCAGUGGAUGGUAAAACCCAAGUCCUUUUACGAAAGAAGGAAAAGAGAGCCACUUCCUGGCCAGACCUCAUUGCCAAGGUUUUCCGGAUUGAUGUGAAAGCAGACGUUGACUCGAUCCACCCCACUGAAUUCUGCCACAGCUGCUGGAACAUCAUGUACAGGAAGUUUAGCAGUGCCCCGUGUGAAGUCAACUUCCCAAGGAAUGCACCCAUGGAGUGGCAUCCCCACACGCCAUCCUGUGACAUCUGCCGCGCUGCCCGCCGGGGACUCAAAAGGAAGAGCCAUCAGCCAAACGUGCAGCUCAGCAAAAAACUCAAAACCGUGGUUGACCGAGCGAGAAGAGCCCGUCGGCACAAGAAAAGAGCUCGGGCAAGGAUCAGCAGCAAGGAAGUGAUGAAGAAGAUCUCCAAGUGCAGUGACAUUCAUCUUAGUACCAAGCUUCUUGCGGUGGACUUCCCGGCACACUUUGUGAAAUCUAUCUCCUGCCAGAUUUGUGAACACAUCCUGGCUGACCCCGUGGAGACCAGCUGUAAGCACGUAUUUUGCAGGAUUUGCAUUCUCAGGUGCCUCAAAGUCAUGGGCAGCUAUUGUCCCUGUUGCCAAUAUCCCUGCUUCCCUACCGACCUGGAGAGUCCAGUGAAGUCCUUUGUGAGCAUCUUGAACUCCCUGAUGGUGAGAUGUCCAGCAAAAGAGUGCAAUGAGGAGGUCAGCUUGGAAAAAUAUAACCAUCAUGUCUCAAGCCACAAGGAGUCAAAAGAGACUUUUGUGCAUAUUAAUAAAGGGGGUCGGCCCCGCCAGCAUCUCCUGUCCUUGACGCGAAGGGCUCAGAAGCAUCGCCUGAGGGAGCUCAAGCUGCAAGUGAAGGCUUUCGCCGACAAGGAAGAAGGUGGAGAUGUGAAGUCUGUGUGUCUGACCUUGUUCCUGCUGGCACUGAGGGCGAGGAAUGAGCACAGACAAGCCGACGAGCUGGAGGCCAUCAUGCAGGGACGGGGCUCUGGCCUGCAGCCAGCUGUGUGCUUGGCCAUCCGUGUCAACACCUUCCUCAGCUGCAGUCAGUACCACAAGAUGUACAGGACUGUGAAAGCCAUCACGGGGAGGCAGAUUUUUCAGCCUUUGCACGCCCUUCGGAAUGCUGAGAAGGUCCUCCUGCCAGGCUACUACCCCUUUGAGUGGCAGCCACCUCUGAAGAACGUGUCUUCCAGCACUGACGUCGGCAUUAUUGAUGGCCUGUCUGGACUGUCCUCCUCUGUGGACGAUUACCCGGUGGACACCAUUGCCAAGCGGUUCCGCUACGACUCGGCUUUGGUGUCUGCUUUGAUGGACAUGGAAGAAGAUAUCCUGGAAGGCAUGAGAGCCCAAGACUUGGAUGACUACCUGAAUGGCCCCUUCACCGUCGUGGUGAAGGAGUCUUGUGACGGCAUGGGAGAUGUGAGUGAGAAGCAUGGGAGCGGGCCAGCAGUUCCAGAAAAGGCGGUUCGCUUUUCGUUCACAGUCAUGAAGAUUACCGUAGCGCACGGCUCAGAAAACGUGAAGGUAUUUGAGGAGGUCAAACCUAACUCUGAACUGUGUUGCAAGCCCUUGUGCCUCAUGCUGGCAGACGAGUCUGACCACGAGACGCUGACGGCCAUCUUGAGCCCUCUCAUUGCCGAGAGGGAGGCCAUGAAGGCCAGCAACUUAGUGCUGGAGAUGGGAGGCAUCCUUCGGACUUUCAAGUUCAUCUUCAGGGGCACUGGGUACGAUGAGAAGCUUGUCCGGGAAGUUGAAGGCCUCGAGGCUUCUGGCUCAGUCUACAUUUGUACCCUUUGUGAUGCCACCCGCCUGGAGGCCUCUCAAAAUCUUGUCUUCCACUCCAUAACCAGAAGCCACUCUGAGAACCUGGAGCGCUACGAAGUCUGGCGUUCCAACCCGUACCACGAGUCUGUGGAAGAACUGCGGGAUCGCGUGAAAGGAGUCUCAUCGAAACCUUUCAUUGAGACCGUCCCUUCCAUAGAUGCACUCCACUGUGACAUUGGCAAUGCGGCUGAGUUCUACAAGAUUUUCCAGCUAGAGAUAGGGGAGGUGUACAAGAAUCCCAAUGCCUCCAAAGAGGAAAGGAAAAGGUGGCAGGCUACGCUGGACAAGCAUCUCCGGAAGAAGAUGAACCUGAAGCCAAUCAUGAGGAUGAAUGGCAACUUUGCCAGGAGGCUCAUGACCAAAGAAACAGUUGAAGCAGUCUGUGAAUUAAUCCCCUCCGAGGAGAGGCAUGAAGCUCUCAGGGAGCUGAUGGACCUUUACCUGAAGAUGAAACCCGUGUGGCGAUCGACAUGUCCUGCUAAAGAGUGCCCAGAAUCCCUCUGCCAGUAUAGUUUCAAUUCACAGCGUUUUGCUGAGCUCCUCUCUACCAAGUUCAAGUAUAGAUAUGAGGGCAAAAUCACCAAUUACUUUCACAAAACCUUGGCACACGUGCCUGAAAUUAUUGAGAGAGACGGCUCCAUUGGGGCAUGGGCAAGCGAGGGAAACGAAUCUGGCAACAAACUGUUCAGGCGCUUCCGAAAAAUGAAUGCCAGACAGUCCAAGUGCUACGAGAUGGAAGAUGUCUUGAAACAUCACUGGUUGUAUACCUCCAAAUAUCUGCAGAAGUUUAUGAACGCUCAUAACGCGUAUAGAAACUCUGGGUUUACCUUAAACUCGCAGUCAGGCGUGGGGGACCCAAUAGGCCUAGAGGACUCUCUGGAAACUCAAGAUUCGAUGGAUUUUUAAGCAGGGCAGCCGCCUUUGUGUUGGUUUUGCAAAUAAGUUUUCUUCUGGGUUGCACUGAGACCUUCUCCUGGCACCCUUCACUUCUGUGUGUGGGGCUUCACCACCCGAGCAGUGGUAGAUCGGAGAGGCCAGAGGUGCCGAAUCCAUGUCAGCAAUGGAUAACUGAUGAGCUGAGUGCUUGAGCCAUUUAGGGAGUUCAGGAAAGCAACAGGAGAAAUCAGUUAUUUGGAAGCUCAAUAACUCAGAACAGGAGUAACUGCAGGGGCCCAGAGAUGAACAAAGAUGUGCGUGUGUGACUGAGUGCCGUGGAAAAUCAAAGCUAAGGUUGUCAAAGAAAUAGCCAGGGAAGUCAGGAAAGGGAUUUGUCUUGUGGUUUGCAUUCCCCACCCCCUCAAUUUAUUA